Messenger RNA from Ostrinia furnacalis (Asian corn borer), 420 nucleotides. Its product is annotated as microsomal glutathione S-transferase 1-like. Bases 16 to 420 code for a protein of 134 amino acids. The record is from RefSeq and is a predicted model, not a curated record. The transcript has a single exon. NCBI's taxonomy places the organism in Eukaryota, Metazoa, Arthropoda, Insecta, Lepidoptera, Crambidae. Gene Ontology annotation, cellular component: membrane.
UUAGCGCUCUCUUCGAUGCAGAUAACGAUCGGCUUGGACAACCCCCUCACGCAGACUUACAUGGUGCACGCGGCGUUGCUCGCUAUAAAGCUGCUGGCUCUCAGUCCAUUAGCCGCCAUGACGUGGGUGAACAAGGGCAUAUUCGACAACCCAGACAUCGUGCGGCGAGCCUACCUAUCAGAACUCAAGAACCUAGCCCCAUUCUGGAUAGUUGGAGCUCUAUACGUGACCACCAACCCCCCCACAAGUCUAGGCGUCACGUUGUUCAGGCUCUACAGCAUAGCAAGGCUGGUGGUGAUACUAGGAUACGCAACGAAACCACUGCCAGUUUUCUUCACUGAUCUAGCGCUGAUCGGUUCGUACUUCAUAACGUGUUACAUGUCGGUCUGGGUGGUGUAUUUCUAUAGGAAGGCUUUGUGA